GAGAAUGAGAAGAAGAUGAAAGACAACGCAGCUGAAAGAGAGCCUAGCGUUGCGCAUGGUGCAGGAUCGUCAGUUGGCAGCCCAACAACGACAUCUUCAACGACUGUUGGCGCGGAUAAUGCCGGAAUUUCUUCUCCACUUCCUCUUUCUUUAAAGGUGGAAGGUGGUGUCGAUACCAAUGUCCACAGCCCAGCAGGUGGUGAUGGCCACCAGCCGCAUUCCGAUGACGUUCGCACUGAAGAAGAGCAAAGGAAUCACUCAGAGGCGGAGGGAUCGAAUCAACACAGCGUGGGCGUGCAAGGCAAAACGAUCCACAACAAAGACGAAAAAACACCACAAACAGGACUGAAGUCGACCGAAGCACGGGAGGGCGCGGACGGAGCACCAGCAACAUCACAAGAUCAAACAAAUACGACUGAAUCACACGAGGAUAAAUCCCGGAGAGUGGCAGCACCCGACACAACUCCCGCACUGAAUACAUCAUCAGGCAGCAACCAGGAGCAAAAAUCCCAGUCUUCAUCUCCCAGUGGCAGUGAAACCACCGGCAGCUCUGAUAACAAGGGUACAGAAAAAAACUCCCAAAAUGCACAAAUAUCCGAUGCCCAACUGAAGGAUGAAGAGCAGCACCAUGAGAGUACAGCUGGGAAUGAAGAAGGAACAACAGUUGAAUCUGCCGCUGUGCAAAGUAAUACGACGAAACCUGCCGACAGUGACAGCAGCACCGCGGUCUCCCACACCACCUCCCCUCUUUUGCUUCUUAUUGUUGUUGCGUGUGCGGCUGCGGCUGUGGUGGCCGCGUGA
Molecule: messenger RNA, 801 nt
Organism: Trypanosoma cruzi
Lineage: Eukaryota; Euglenozoa; Kinetoplastea; Trypanosomatida; Trypanosomatidae
Product: mucin-associated surface protein (MASP), putative
Exons: 1
Source: RefSeq, a predicted model, not a curated record